AGCAGUUGAUGAGUUUUGGGAGAAGUUGAAAGAAGCAACAUAUAUGGGUUCAUCAGAAAGGCAAGUGUUAGAGAAGGGUGGAAAAGAUCAGAGAUCUUCGAAUAACUCUCUAGCCAUAAUUUUCAGAUACAGUGAUUGGAUUGAUGUGGUGCUCAUGGUAGUGGGUGCUUUGGGUGCAAUAGGAGAUGGCAUGUCCACCAACGUAUUGCUCAUAUUUGUUAGCCGUAUUAUGAACAGCCUGGGUUAUGGGAAUAAACACCAAAAUAGUGGGAACUUCAUGGCUGAGGUCGAAAAGUGCAGUUUAUAUUUUGUCUACUUGGGAUUAGCAGCCAUGGUGGUGGCCUUCAUGGAAGGGUAUUGCUGGAGCAAAACAGGCGAGAGGCAGGUGCUAAGAAUUCGCUACAAGUAUUUGGAGGCUGUGCUGAGACAAGAAGUGGGGUUAUUUGAUUCCCAAGAAGCAACCACCUCAGAAAUCAUCAAUAGCAUAUCAAAGGACACUUCUCUCAUCCAAGAGGUUCUGAGUGAAAAGGUACCCCUAUUCUUUAUGCACUCAUCAUCAUUCAUCUCAGGAGUUGCAUUUUCUGCAUACUUCUGUUGGAGGGUGACCUUAGCAGCAUUCCCAACACUGCUCUUGCUGAUUAUUCCAGGAAUGCUUUAUGGCAAGUUUCUUAUCUAUUUGUCAAAGAAGUCUUAUAAGGAGUAUGGCAAAGCAAACAGCAUAGUAGAACAGGCUCUAAGCUCUAUUAAAACAAUAUAUUCCUUCACUGCGGAGAAGAGAAUCAUCCAGAAGUACUCAGCUAUACUGGAUAAAACUUCAGAGCUAGGAAUCAAGCAUGGCCUAGCCAAGGGUCUUGCUGUAGGAAGUAUGGGUCUCUCUUUUGCAAUCUGGGCCUUUCUCUCUUGGCAUGGAAGCCGUUUGGUUAUGUACAGUGGUGAAAGCGGAGGAAGGGUCUAUGCAGCUAGCAUCACCUUCAUUAUGGCUGGGCUAUCCCUUGGGGUGGUGCUUCCUGACCUCAAGUACUUCACAGAAGCAUCUGUUGCUGCUUCACGCAUAUUUGACGUGAUUGAUCGGAUACCAUCCAUUGAUGCUGAAGACACAAGAGGACUUGCAUUAGAACGCAUGAGUGGGAAGCUAGAAUUUGAGCAUGUCAAAUUCACAUACCCUUCUCGUCCAGAAACAGUUGUGCUGAGAGAUUUCAAUCUGAGAGUUGAAGCAGGGAAAACUGUUGCUUUGGUUGGUGCGAGUGGAAGCGGCAAAUCCACAGCAAUUGCAUUAUUGCAGAGGUUUUAUGAUGCCAAUGAAGGUGUGGUGAGAAUUGAUGGUGAAGACAUAAGAAGCUUACAGUUGAAAUGGAUAAGAGGGAAAAUGGGGCUCGUCAGUCAAGAGCACGCACUGUUUGGAACAUCUAUCAAAGAAAAUAUCAUGUUUGGGAAGCCAGAUGCCACCAUGGAUGAAGUAAUUGCUGCAACCACUGCCGCCAAUGCUCAUGACUUCAUAAGGCAGCUUCCUGAAGGUUAUGAGACAAAGAUUGGAGAGAAGGGGGCACUUCUAUCGGGUGGACAAAAGCAGAGAGUAGCCAUUGCUAGAGCCAUCAUAAAGAAUCCAGUAAUUCUUCUACUUGAUGAAGCAACCAGUGCUCUUGACUCUGAAUCUGAAUCACUGGUUCAGACUGCCCUUGAUCAGGCUUCCAUGGGAAGGACCACAUUGGUUGUUGCCCACAAGCUGUCAACUAUCCGAACUGCAGACCUCAUAGCAGUCGUCAAUGGUGGUUGUGUCAAUGAAACAGGCACCCAUAAUGAACUCAUAAACCGACCAAAUGGCCUCUAUGCAAAACUAGCAAAACUACAGAGACAACUAAGCUGUGAUGUCCAAGAACAAAAUCCAGAAAUGGGUAUUUCUUCUGUCACAAGAAGCAGUGCUGGGAGACCAAGCACCGCCAGGUCAAGCCCUGUCAUCUUCCUGAAGUCACCCAUGCCUGAUGACGCCCCUUCAAAUCCUGUGUCUUACCCUCCACCAUCGUUUUAUCGUCUUCUUUCUUUGAAUGCAUCUGAAUGGAAACAGGGACUAAUUGGAACCCUCUCGGCUAUAGCAUCUGGCUCAGUUCAACCUAUAUAUGCCUUCACCGUUGGGGGUGUGAUCUCUGCAUUUUACAUUGAAAGCCAUGAGGAAAUGCGUCAAAAGAUCAGGACAUACUGUUUCAUUUUCUCGAUCCUCGCCCUUGCUUCUAUCGUCGUCAAUCUCAUUCAGCACUACAAUUUUGCUCAUAUGGGAGAGAAGUUAACGAAGAGGGUCAGAUUGCGCAUGCUAGAGAAGAUCUUAACCUUCGAAACAGCAUGGUUUGAGGAAGAACAAAACUCCAGUGGAGCCUUAUGCUCAAGGUUGAGCAAUGAGGCUUCCAUGGUGAAGUCACUCGUCGCAGACCGAGUUUCUCUGCUGGUACAAACCACUUCUGCGGUCACAAUCGCCAUGAUCAUAGGGCUUGUGGUGGCAUGGAAGCUCGCUCUUGUUAUGAUAGCAGUUCAACCACUCACAAUUAUCUGCUUCUACACACGAAAGGUGUUGCUCUCCGCACUCUCAACCAAAUUCAUCAAGGCUCAAAACCAGAGCACUCAAAUUGCAGUGGAAGCAGUUUAUAAUCACAGAAUCGUAACUUCAUUUGAAAGCACCAGACUAGUGCUGAAGCUAUUCGACAAGGCUCAGGAGGCACCGAGGAAGGAAGCGAGAAAGAAAUCCUGGCUAGCCGGGAUAGGAAUGGGCUCAGCUCAGUGUCUAACUUUCAUGUCCUGGGCUUUGGAUUUCUGGUUCGGAGGCACGUUGGUCAAAAAUAGUGAAAUAUCAGCAGGCGCUGUGUUCAAGACAUUCUUUGUUUUGGUCAGCACCGGCAAAGUCAUCGCCGACGCCGGAAGCAUGACUUCUGACCUCGCCAAAACCUCCACAGCAGUCGCCUCUGUCUUCGAAAUCCUCGACCGCAAAUCACUAAUCCCCAAGGCUGGGGAUGGAGCUAGUGGGUGUAAGUUAGAAAAGAUGGGUGGGAAUAUAAUGAUGAAAAAUGUUGAUUUCGCAUAUCCAACCAGAAGGGAGGCUCCAAUUUUGAGACAGUUUUGCUUGGAGGUUAAAGCAGGAACGAGUAUCGGACUAGUUGGGAAGAGUGGAUGUGGAAAAUCAACAGUGAUAGCUCUGAUUCAAAGGUUUUACGAAGCUGAAAGAGGGUAUAUCAAAGUAGAUGGUGUGGACAUAAGGGAAUUAGACGUUCAUUGGUACAGACAACACACAGCACUAGUAAGCCAAGAGCCUGUGAUAUACUCAGGCACAGUACGUGAUAACAUCUUGUUUGGGAAGCAAAACGCAACAGAGAAUGAAGUGGUGGAGGCUGCCAUGGCGGCAAAUGCCCACGAGUUUAUCUCAUCACUGAAGGAUGGAUAUGAAACGGAAUGCGGGGAGAGGGGAGUACAAUUUUCAGGAGGACAGAAGCAGAGAAUAGCGAUUGCAAGAGCAAUAAUUAGGAGCCCAACAAUACUACUGCUAGAUGAAGCAACAAGUGCUUUAGACGUGCAAUCAGAACAGAUAGUGCAAGAAGCGCUUGAUAGGAUUAUGGUUGGGAGGACUACCAUUGUGGUGGCUCAUAGGCUCAACACCAUUAAGAACCUCGACUCAAUUGCUUAUCUUGCAGACGGGAAGGUUAUAGAGCGAGGAACCUAUGCGCGCCUAAGGCACAUGAAAGGUGCCUUCUUCAAUCUUUCUACCCAUCAAACUUAGAGAAGUUACUAGCAGUAGCAGAGAAAUCUGAUUCAAUUUAUAUGGCCAAAUGGAAAGAUUUUAUUAUGUACAUAUGUGGUUCGAGACGGAGUUAUGAGCUGGAGGCAACUCUUUUUAUUACAAAACACAACAUGUAGGGGAAUCCCAUUCUUGUUCACUCUGGCCGUUGAGUAGUCUAAGGUGGCUCGAUUUGGCGCAGCAACUGCACGUGAAUUUAUCGAAGUUAUUACAUUGAACUUUUGAAGUUGUAUCACUGGUUAUAUGCAAAGAAGGAUAUAGAGAGACCUGAAAGUAAGGUUCAACAUUGGCCUUGAGAUUCUGCUGCUCUUGCUUCACCUGCUUAUAAGCAGUUAUUGUCCUGCAUAGGCUCAUGCCUAUUCAUAUCAGUACACUGUAGCCAUUUCAGUUUCAACAGGGAAAUAAAAUUAAGUGAAGUGGGGUCGUCAUUGAUCCUUACCCUUCCACGUCGUCGUCUUCCCAACUUUCCCUCAUCUUGUCCACCUCAUUCAGCAUCUUGAGAGCUUCGAAACUACAAAAGUUAACACUUCGAAUUGUCAAACCUAUAGAACAGGUUACGUAACUCAUUUUUAUCUAACUGUAAAUGUUCUUUGAUUGAACCGUGUUGCUGAGGAAAAGAAUUAAGAUACCGACAACACUGUAAAUCUUCUGUUUUUUUUUUUUUUUUUUUUUACUUCCUUUGAGUCGGUGAAGCAACCUGUCUAUGCUAUGCUUGUCUUUAUAUUCAUGAAACCUGCAGGCACACAAUCCUUGAAUUACAAUUUGAUGUGAUUAAUAAACAGGACGGUACAACAAUUUGAGAUCAAAGUAAAUAUGGAGCUCACAAACUGUUGUCAAAUUCAUGGAGCUGUCUGUCAUUGUCCUUAAAGAACAAGGCAAAUAUUUCCUGAACAAAGUGAGGACUGUCCAAGUCUUGCAGCUCCUCCAAUUGUUGAAACUGUGGUCGACUCAAAAAUCCCUGCACCAUUUUCCACAUUAUUAUUUCUUCUCUUGGAAUUGUAAUUUGGUAUAUGAUAAUUAAUGCACGCCAUGUAAAUGAAUAUGUGAAUAAUCAAUGUCAAUAUAAAUGUAAUUUAAAAGCUGAUAAAACUUAACAGUGUUACGUACACUAUUUAUUAAUCAUGAAUAAUACUGUUUUAAGUCUUCAGUUUUUUACAACGUAUGUGGGAUCUGAAUCUAGCGGUU
Molecule: messenger RNA, 4960 nt
Organism: Prosopis cineraria
Lineage: Eukaryota; Viridiplantae; Streptophyta; Magnoliopsida; Fabales; Fabaceae
Product: putative ABC transporter B family member 8
Exons: 9
Coding region: 44-3757 (1237 amino acids)
Biological process (GO): transmembrane transport
Cellular component (GO): membrane
Molecular function (GO): ATP binding; ABC-type transporter activity; ATP hydrolysis activity
Source: RefSeq, a predicted model, not a curated record